Molecule: messenger RNA, 1877 nt
Organism: Ochotona princeps (American pika)
Lineage: Eukaryota; Metazoa; Chordata; Mammalia; Lagomorpha; Ochotonidae
Gene: PLEKHA8
Product: pleckstrin homology domain containing A8
Exons: 14
Coding region: 273-1823 (516 amino acids)
Biological process (GO): ceramide transport; intermembrane lipid transfer
Cellular component (GO): cytosol; cytoplasm; membrane
Molecular function (GO): ceramide 1-phosphate transfer activity; ceramide 1-phosphate binding
Source: RefSeq, a predicted model, not a curated record
CGCGCGGACCCACCGGCCGACCAGCUGCCGGCCCGCCCGCCGGCCCGCUGUCUCUGGUGCCCAGGCCGUCGCAGUGACCCCGCCCCGGGGCCGAGAAUGUGAGGCGGCCCCGGGCGUCCCCGCACCCGGCCCGGGCGCCGGCAGUGGGCGUGUGGGCCGCGCCAGGAGAUGGCCCUGCUGCUGCUGCCGCCGCCACAGAUCUCCUCCCGGGCCCCGGGGCAGUGAGGACGCCGGCAGGAGUGGGUGCGCGGCCCCGGCGCGGCGCGGGCGCCAUGGAGGGGGUGCUGUACAAGUGGACCAACUAUCUGAGCGGCUGGCAGCCUCGAUGGUUCCUUCUCUGUGGGGGGAUCUUAUCCUACUAUGAUUCUCCUGAAGACGCCUGGAAAGGUUGCAAAGGGAGCAUCCAAAUGGCAGUCUGUGAGAUUCAAGUUCAUUCUGUGGACAACACACGCAUGGACCUGAUAAUCCCUGGGGAACAGUAUUUCUACCUGAAGGCCAGAAGUGUGGCUGAGAGACAACGGUGGCUGGUGGCCCUGGGGUCAGCCAAGGCUUGUCUGACAGACAGCAGGACCCAGAAGGAGAAAGAAUUUGCUGAAAACACCGAAAACUUGAAAACCAAAAUGUCAGAACUAAGACUCUACUGUGACCUCCUAGUUCAACAAGUAGAUAAAACAAAAGAAGUGACCACAACUGGUAUAUCCAAUUCUGAGGAGGGAAUUGACGUAGGAACUCUGCUAAAAUCAACCUGCAACACUUUUCUGAAAACUUUGGAAGAGUGCAUGCAGAUCGCAAACGCAGCCUUCACCUCUGAACUGCUCUAUCGCACUCCCCCUGGGUCACCACAGCUGGCCAUGCUCAAGUCCAACAAGAUGAAACAUCCUAUUAUACCGAUUCAUAAUUCAAUGGAAAGGCAAACGGAAAACAACUGUGAAAAUGGAUCUUUAAAUAUGGAAAUAAAUGGUGAUGAAGAAAUCCUAAUGAAAAACAAGAGCUCCUUAUGUUUGAAAUCUGCAGAGAUAGACUGCAGUCUAUCCAGCAAAGAAAACACAGAGGAUAAUAUAACAGGUGAAGUAAUGAAGGAAGAUACAGAGGAAAAACUGAGGGGUCACGACGAGGACUUGGUACAGCCCACGUCAGACUCUGUCUGCUCUCCAGAAUCCCACCAGGAAGAGGGCCAAGAAGUCAUCCCAACCUUCUUCAGCACCAUGAACACCAGCUUUAGUGACAUUGAGCUUCUGGAAGAUAGUGGCAUUCCCACAGAAGCAUUCUUGGCAUCAUGUUAUGCUGUGGUUCCAGUAUUAGAUAAGCUUGGGCCCACUGUAUUUGCUCCUGUUAAAAUGGAUCUUGUUGGAAAUAUUAAGAAAGUGAAUCAGAAGUAUAUAACCAACAAGGAGGAGUUUAGUACCCUGCAGAAGAUCGUGCUGCACGAAGUGGAGGCGGAUGUAGCUCAGGUCAGGAACUCAGCUACUGAAGCCCUCUUGUGGCUGAAGAGAGGUCUCAAAUUUUUGAAAGGAUUUUUGACCGAAGUGAAAAAUGGGGAAAAGGAUAUCCAGACAGCCCUGAAUAAUGCAUAUGGUAAAACCCUGCGGCAGCACCACGGCUGGGUCGUCCGAGGAGUCUUUGCGUUAGCCCUGAGGGCAGCUCCAUCCUAUGAAGAUUUUGUGGCGGCAUUAACCAUAAAGGAAGGCGAUCACCAGAAGGAAGCUUUCAGUGUCGGGAUGCAGAGGGACCUCAGCCUCUACCUCCCUGCCAUGGAGAAGCAGCUGGCCAUCCUGGACACUCUGUAUGAGGUCCACGGGCUGGAGUCUGAUGAGGUGGUAUGACAGCUGCAAGACAGCAUCUCCUAACUUCAGGGAAUAAAGUUUGCUAGCAAGUUG